Messenger RNA from Asterias rubens (European starfish), 9111 nucleotides. RefSeq names its product neurogenic locus notch homolog protein 1-like. Gene Ontology annotation, biological process: axon guidance; heterophilic cell-cell adhesion; establishment or maintenance of epithelial cell apical/basal polarity. The transcript is spliced from 52 exons. Gene Ontology annotation, cellular component: plasma membrane; signaling receptor complex; cell surface. Bases 312 to 6728 code for a protein of 2138 amino acids. Gene Ontology annotation, molecular function: calcium ion binding. NCBI's taxonomy places the organism in Eukaryota, Metazoa, Echinodermata, Asteroidea, Forcipulatida, Asteriidae. The record is from RefSeq and is a predicted model, not a curated record.
GAACUACAUGUGUAUUUAGUAUUUCGACACGUUUUACUAGAAAAUUUCUGCUCGGCAGCGAUUCUGGAUUGCCGAAUUUUUACUGUAGAGUUGUCUAAGGAUUUAAUAAUACUGAGCUGCUGUUUGUUGUCAGGGAGUGUGGAGUGAAAAUUCCGACGAGGCGAUGGCAGUUGUGUAAAAGGAAUUUGUGACCAGGUGCACAACUGACUCUAACUGGAAACGGCUACUGGGCUUACGCAGUUAAACUUUAAAAAUUUAUCUGGAUUUUAAGAAUUUGCGUCCAUUUCCGCAAAGGAGAAAACAAAAUCAAAAUGGCUAGUGUAGUCAAGACAUCAAGGGAGGCAGUAUUUGCGGUGGCCAUUCUCCUUGCUAUGGUGUCAGUGGUUUUAUGCACUGGAGAAUGUAUCAGUAAUCCAUGUGCAAUUGGAUCCUGUAGAGAAACUCCCACUGAUAGCUACGUCUGUCUCUGUCCUUAUGGGCAGAGCCACGGUAUCAAUUGUCAACAAACAUUGACAUCAUUUCGAACAUGUGGAGAAAACUACUUCAGCAAUAAUGGUGUCAUCCAGUCCCCCAACUUUCCCAACCCGUACAACACCUUCGACUACUGCGUGUACCUCAUUCAAGUCGUUGAAGCACAGAACCUUCAGUUUUCCAUUACUGCCUUUGAGGUCGAGAUUGAUCAGAAAGAUCCGUUUGAGUACGGCAGUGGAUCUACCGUAAACCCUAACCAGGCUAUCGAGCAAUUGGAUGGCACCAGUCAGGUCAUUCAAAAUGGUAACCCAUAUGUCUUUGACAUCACUGGUAACCAAGCUUGGGUCACCUUCCGAAGUGACGGCAGUAAUCAGUAUUCUGGAUUCAGCUUGACUUACAGAGCAGAUCUUGAUAGCUGCAUCAGUCAGCCAUGUCUAAAUGGUGCUACUUGUAAUGAUCUGGAGUUUGACUUUACGUGUAGUUGUGCAGCAGGCUGGCAGGGAGAUGCAUGUGAACUGAAUGUUGAUGAAUGUGUCAGUUCACCUUGUCUGAAUAGUGGAACAUGUAAUGAUUUAGUCAAUGGCUAUUUAUGUUUGUGUAUAGCUGGCUACAAUGGUAUCAACUGUGAAACAGAUAUUAAUGAGUGCUUGUCCAACCCAUGUCUGAAUCUUGGCCAGUGUAACGACGCUGUCAAUGGUUAUGAAUGUGUUUGUGCUUUGGGAUGGGAAGGAACACGAUGUGAAAAUGAUAUCAACGAGUGUGCCAGUGGACCUUGUAUGAACAAUGCACAAUGUAGAAAUGAGGUGAAUCAGUUUACAUGUGACUGUGCAGCUGGAUGGGAAGGUGCUACAUGUAACCAAGAUGUUGAUGAAUGUCUGAGUAACCCCUGUGCUAACGGAGCCGUAUGUGUUGACCAUAUGAACAGAUAUUCAUGCACCUGUGCUGCUGGCUACACCGACACUCGCUGCCUCACAAAUAUCAAUGAAUGUGCAAGCUUUCCUUGUAAGAACAAUGGAAUCUGUGUUGAUGAGGUCAAUGCAUUCAGCUGUACAUGCCAACCUGGAUGGCAAGGAACUACAUGUACUGAAGAUGUGGAUGAGUGUGCAAGUAACCCAUGUCAGAAUGGAGCUGGUUGUAGUAACCUAUUCAAUCAGUACGGAUGCACCUGUACUAGUGGAUGGAGAGGAAUCAACUGUGAUAUCGAUAUAAAUGAAUGUGCCAGCCAGCCCUGUGUGAAUGGUGGAACAUGUGUUGAUGACGUGAAUGGUUAUAACUGUACGUGUACUUCUGGUUGGACUGGGACACGCUGUCAAACGGAUGUUGAUGAGUGUGAAAGUGCUCCAUGUAUGAACGGUGCUUUUUGCUCCAAUGGUAGGAAUCAGUAUAUGUGUUCAUGUACAGCCGGAUGGACUGGAACCCUCUGUAAUGUGGAUAUUAACGAGUGUGUUAGUAAUCCCUGUAUGAAUUCUGGCCAGUGCAUCAACCAACUCAAUGAUCAGUAUAGUUGUAACUGUGUCGCAGGGUGGACUGGUGAGCAGUGUCAAACCAAUAUUAAUGAAUGUAACAUCAGCCCUUGUGAGAAUGGAGGUUUCUGUUUAGAUCAAGUCAAUGGGUAUCGUUGUAAUUGUGUCUCAGGAUUUACAGGAACUCUUUGUGAGACUGAUAUAGAUGAAUGCGCCAGUGACCCUUGUGUAAAUGGAACCUGUAUACAGCAAGUGAAUGCUUUUAACUGUGAUUGUAAUGCUGGUUGGACAGGAGUAACCUGCAGUAUUGAUAUUAAUGAAUGUGCCAGCAACCCAUGUAGGAAUGGAGCAACCUGUCUCAAUGAUGUAGCCUCGUUCAGUUGUGUCUGUGCUGAUGGGUGGUCGGGAGACACAUGUGCAACAGAUAUCAAUGAAUGUGACAGUACACCUUGUCAGAACGGAGCCACCUGUUUGAAUAAUGCUAAUAUGUAUCGCUGUAUUUGUCCAAAUGGAUGGUUUGGUACCAACUGUCAAGAGGAUGUGAAUGAGUGUGCCAGUAACCAAUGUCAGAAUGGGGCAGCCUGCAACAACGGCCAGAAUCAGUAUACCUGUACAUGCCUGCCUGGAUUCACUGGUGUCAACUGUCAAAUAAACUUCAAUGAGUGUAUCAGCUUUCCUUGUUCAAAUGGCGGAACAUGCGUUGAUGAGGUUAAUGCAUAUUCAUGUGACUGUCGACCAGGAUGGACUGGUACCCACUGCUCAAUCGAUAUUGAUGAGUGUGGAAGUUCACCGUGUCAAAAUAACGCUACAUGUGUCAAUCUACAAGAUCAUUAUGAAUGCACCUGCCUCCCAGGAUGGUCAGGAACUAACUGCCAAACAGACAUACAGGAAUGUUUAAGUAUUCCGUGUCAGAACUUUGGGACAUGCAUUGAUGAAGUGAACGGUUACAUGUGUACGUGCAGAAGUGGCUAUGGUGGGAACAACUGUGAAUUAGAGAUCAAUGAAUGUAGUAGUGAUCCAUGUGUGAAUGGAGGAAUCUGCAAUAAUCGCUUAAAUAAAUGGGAAUGUAUCUGCUUACCAGGAUGGCAAGGUACCACUUGUGAAUUGGAUAUCAAUGAAUGUGCCAGUGGGCCAUGUGUUAACAAUGGAACCUGUUUGAAUGGUCAGCAUCAGUUCUUGUGUGAAUGCACACUGGGCUAUAAAGGAACACGCUGUGAAACCGAAAUAAAUGAAUGUGAGAGCAACCCAUGUCAGAAUGGUGGAUCGUGCACAGAUCUGGGCUUGGAGUAUAGCUGUACAUGCAUUGCUGGAUAUACUGGUUCAAACUGUGAAACAGAUAUUGAUGAGUGUGCGAGUAGUCCAUGUUUAAACACUGCAACAUGCGUUUCCCAACUCAACAUGUAUACAUGUAUGUGUCCAAGAGGCUGGCAGGGUACCAAUUGCAAUGAGGAUUCCAAUGAAUGUGAGAGCAACCCAUGCCAGAAUGGAGGGACAUGUUCCAAUGGUCAGAACCAGUAUACAUGUCAGUGUCAACCUGGCUGGACUGGGGUCAACUGUAACUCAAAUAUAAAUGAGUGUGCAAGUGGACCAUGUCAGAAUGCUGGAACCUGUUUGGAUCUACUGGAUUUCUACCAAUGUAAUUGCCCAAGUGGGUUCCAGGGUAGAGACUGUGAAAUAGAUUUUGAUGAAUGUAACAGCCAACCCUGCCAGAAUAACGCUCAAUGUUAUAACCAACCGGGUCGGUUCCAGUGUGUUUGCCGAGCAGGAUUCUAUGGCCCAAUGUGUGAAAACGAGGCAGAUUCGUGUUCCAGCAACCCAUGCCAGAACGGUGCCACAUGUAUUGCAGAUAAUAGCGGAGUACAUACAUGUAUCUGUGCAGAGGGGUGGCAAGGACUACUGUGUUCAACAGCUACUGAUGAGUGCGCAAGUUCCCCAUGUCAGAAUGGAGCUUUCUGCGAGGACCAGGCGAAUGGGUACCGGUGUAACUGUGUUCCUGGCUAUUCAGGUGUCAACUGUCAAAUCAAUAUAAAUGACUGUCAGCCAGGUUCCUGUGCCAACGGUGGAGUGUGUGUCGACAAUGUUAACUUCUUCACUUGUAACUGCCAGAUUGGUUUUAAUGGACCACUCUGUCAACAGAAUGUUGAUGAUUGUGUGAGUAUACCUUGUCAGAAUAACGCAGUCUGCAUCGAUCAAACCAAUGGUUAUUCUUGUCAGUGUCAGCCAGGAUUUGCUGGAGUCAACUGCCAGCAAGAUAUCGAUGAAUGCAGCUCCUCACCUUGUCUGAAUGGUGCCACCUGUUAUGACUUUGUUGCUAGCUUUGCCUGCCAGUGUGCUUCAGGCUUCAGUGGCACUGACUGCAGAACAGUUGUGGAUGAGUGUUCCUCCAAUCCAUGUCUGAACAAUGGUGUUUGUCAAGAUUUGACCAAUGGCUACAGAUGUUACUGUAACGCUGGUCAGACUGGAGUUAACUGUGGCUUAGAUGUGAAUGAAUGCAACAGUAAUCCAUGUCAAAAUGGCGCUGUUUGCGUGAACUUACAGAACAGUUUCAGCUGUAAUUGCCAGCCAGGCUAUUCUGGGAUCACAUGCCAGACUACUACUCUGGAGUGUCUCUCUGGACCAUGUCAGAAUGGAGGGCGUUGUGAAGAAGGAGUUAAUCGUUACGACUGUGUCUGCACUGAUGGUUACGCUGGUACCAAUUGUGAAUUAGCAAUUGGAUGCCAGUUGAAUUACAACAUCUUUUCAUGUGACGUCAUCUCAGUGACAUCACCAAACUACCCUAGUAAUUAUGGACCCAAUGAGAACUGUAUUUGGAAGUUUACGACAGACUCUGGUAAUCCCAUUCGACUCAUCUUCUUGGACUACUCCACAGAAGCAAUCCAUGACGUCGUUAGUGUUGGUAAUGGAAACUUUGUAGAUGUAUCGCGGAUCAAUAGUUUUUCUGGAGACACUUUGCCUGCUAUCGUCACCACUUCAAGCAGCUCAAUGUGGGUAACAUUUAAGACAGAUGGAGCAAAACAACAACAAGGUUUCAGUUUUGAAGCCCAAGACUCGUGCUAUGCUGGUUCCCAGUUUCCUUGUCGUAGUGAUCCAUGUCAAAAUGGUGGAAGUUGCCGCGUUCUAGCAGACUUCACCUACCGAUGUGCUUGUGUAACGCCAUUUGUUGGUACAAACUGCCAAACUGACUCGUCGACAGUGUGUGCUUCAAGCCCAUGUGUGAAUGGUGGUACAUGUGUCGCCCAUUCUGCUGGUUAUACCUGUUUAUGCCCAUCACCGUAUGCCGGUGUCCGCUGUCAAGAAAUUUCUACACCAUGUAGUAAUAACCCAUGUAAUAAUGGAGGUACUUGUAACAUCAUUGGCAGUUCUUAUUCAUGCAGUUGUGUAGCACCUUACAGCGGUCAGCAGUGUCUUCAACGACCAUGUGCAAGCAACCCUUGCCUGAACAACCAGCCCUGUAUUGACACAACAUCUAGUUUUAACUGCCAGUGUAACAGCCAGUACUUUGGAUCAAGAUGUGAAUUUUUAGUUCCAUGUGUUAGUAGCCCAUGCCAGAACCAGGGUACAUGCAUCGAUGAUCUGGUGUCCAACACAUUUGUGUGUCAGUGUACACAAUCAUAUCAAGGAGACCGAUGCCAGACUCAAGUCGAUCUUUGUUCGGACAACCCAUGUCAUAACAAUGGUGUUUGCCAACAGACAGGCGCUACAACCUUUGUGUGUAGAUGUCCUCUGGGAUACACUGGACUCAUCUGCUUAGAUGUGAAUGAAUGUAUCGUAAGCAAUCCAUGUCAAAAUGGAGCUGUGUGCACAGAUACUGCUGAGUCUUAUACAUGUACAUGUGUCGGUCAGUUCACUGGCAUCAACUGCCAAUAUGUGGCAUGUACUGUCAACAGCUGCAGUAACUUGGCCACCUGUAUAACCAGUGGUGGUACCACUUCAUGCUUGUGUCUGCCUGGAUUCACAGGCGUCUUCUGUGAAAAUGAUAUCAAUGAAUGCAUAGCGAAUGUAAGUCCAUGUAAAACCAACCAGAUAUGCACCAAUAACCCAGGAUCAUAUACAUGUACCUGUCAAAGUGGAAUGACUGGAGCAGACUGCAACGAAGACGUUGAUGAAUGUAAGAGUAAUCCAUGCUUGAAUGGUGGCGCUUGUAGAAAUGGACUCAACAUGUUCACCUGUGAUUGUGAUCCUAAGUAUCGAGGAGUCAACUGCGCUGUUCCAAAUUCCUGUUCUAGUUUACCAUGCCUUAAUGGUGGUAACUGCAAUGAUAAUGGAGCUACCUACUUCUGCUCUUGUGGUACAAGCUUUUCUGGAACAAAUUGUGAAGUUCCAACCGGUGGUGCACAGAUUGGUCUCCAGAUUCAGCCGUUUUGGAUAGCUAUAAUUGUUGGUGCUGUACUAUUUGUGAUAUUCAUCAUCGUGGUCAUAGCUGUUUUAUACAAUAACUGCAAACCGAGACGAGCAAGAUAUCUACAUCGAGUGGAUUCAGAUGGGGAUCAUCGCUAUAACUACGACACAGAGGAAGCAACACGCAUGCACGGAGCGGACGAGCUAGAACAUGAGACCGCCCUCAAUCGUUCCAUUAACAAGCCGCAUAAUCGUAGUCCUGAUUAUGGUUUUAUUCCACGCAACGGCAGCAGGUAUGAAGAUGAUGAACCCAAUUGGGUAGUCUUGAUGAACGGCCUUGGAAUCCAUGAAAAGAAGACUCCACCUAAAAGGUCUACCGUUGCUGAGAUUAAUAGUUACGAAAACCCAUGGCCAGUUAGCACAGAGGAAUUUGAACCACCAAGAACAACGUUAUAGGAUUGAAUUCAACAAAUCUUAUGUUUUUGAACAGAUUCAGUAGGACUGUUCAUUAAAACUUCAGUAAAGGUGAUCAUUUAAACAAUUCAAAUUAUGGAUGAAUUUAUCGAAACCAGUUUUUUGAAUGCAACAAUCAAAGGCUGUUUUAUACAAAUGUUAAAUUUUUUAAUCUAUCUAGGCUUAUCAUCGUAUGUUUUAAACGUAAAUGAGAUUGCUUUAAAAGCUGCAAUCUAAAGCACUUCAUAACUUUGUUUACAAGUCUAUUUUUGUGUUUUGACUUAAAGUUUUAAUUAUUCAAUGAAGUCUUGACGUACAAGAGUUAAUGUACUGUUAAUGUUGUCUACAGCAAUGAACAAAUUUACGCAUAAAGGAUUAACAAUACUUUAUGACUCAGCAUUCUACUUUAAAAAUGUUUUAAAUUUUCUUAGUGAUGUACAUUUUAGAUAAAAGUAAGCAAGCUCCUGGCACAUUUCCUUUUAAGGGAAGUUCAUGCUUCAAUUUCGUAAUUAGAAAGUAUUCAGAUCCGAUAAAUAAUUAAUAAGUUGUGCUAAAAUAUUAUUUUGUUUUCGCAAAUUAAUUGUUUGAUUACCAUGUUCUGCUCAUAAGCAUUACAUUAUCAACUAUGAAAUGGAGGAAAGUUUUUUUUUUUUUUUUUACGAGCUCUCAGUAAAAGUUGAAGUUAGUCUUUUCAAACUUUACAGGUCGCAGAAAAUAUUUGUAAAUAUUGAUUUUAAACAAUCGGGUUAUUUUGUAUAUGCUUUGUAAUGGAUUUGCUAAUAAAACAGCAAGAGCUUCUAAUUUGUUGAUUCAAAUUUAUCAUGAGAAGCAAUCUUUAAUGUAAUGAAUUGUAAAUAUCUGUCAAUAAUGCCAAAAUUAUUUGUGAUUUGUAGUGAUUAAGUUUUUACUGAAGCAAUCGAAAGAAUGCUGACAUUUUAUGGAAUGCUUUUAAAUCACCCUUAAUGUACUUUUUAAAUCAUCCUUAGUAUACUUUUUAAAUGCUUUCAGAUGUUUUAAUGUUGUUAGAAAGAUUGGAAAAUGGGUCAAUAUAGAAAUAGAUUCCACUUAGACAGUGUUUCGUGACGUUUAAGAUAAUCCCACCAAAUAAAAAUUAAAAAAAAAUUGAUUUCUGUACAUGCAUAAUAAUAUGAUUAUUGGUAUACAUCCAAGUCUAACAUGGAGCUACACGUACAAGCUUUGUACACACAAAUUAUAUAUAAACGGGAUUCCAUCUGUUUUACUAACAGAAAAAUAAGUAAUGAACUUGUAUUGUACGUACUGCUCAAUAGUACGGCCUAACCAUAGGAAUCCCAUUCUGCAUUCAGUGGCUACGGGCUACGGCAUUGAAAUACUUCCUAGCUUUUGUCAUCACCAUAGCUAAAGUCAUGUUACUGCGCCGCGGCUUCAGUGUUGAGAUUGAAACAGUAGUUUGGUUUCAUUUUAGCCAAAAGAUAUCCAUAAAUGGACCUUCGUGAUCUUCAUUCAAGUAUUCGAGUAUAAGCUUAUUAUUUGUGCAUUACAGAAAUCGUAUAAGUAGACGGUAUCCCACCAAACUGACAGUAGUUUAGAACACAUUGUGUUAUGUUCUAGGGAUGUUUAGUUAUCGAUAUAUUAUCCACCCUCUGGUAGUUUAGUUAAAUCCUGAUGUUAACUUAUUUUAAUAGGUGUAGGAAUGUGUCUAUCAGGGAUGAAGAAUAUUGGUUUUGUAACCCAUCCUAAAUCACCGUUUGUGAAGGAAAAUCCACAGAUAUUAUCUCAUAGGGUGGUGUUGGAACCCACGACUCUGCAUUUAAAUCCACAGAUAUUAUCUCCCAGGGUGGUUUUGGAACCCACGACUCUGCAUUUAAAUCUCCUAGGGUGGUGUUGGAACCCACGACUCUGCUUAUCUCCUAGGGUGGUGUUGGAACCCACGACUCUGCAUUUAAAUCUCCUAGGGUGGUGUUGGAACCCACGACUCUGCAUUUAAAUCUCCUAGGGUGGUGUUGGAACCCACGACUCUGCAUUUAAAUCUCCUAGGGUGGUGUUGGAACCCACGACUCUGCUUAUCUCCUAGGGUGGUGUUGGAACCCACGACUCUGCAUAUUAUCUCCUAGGGUGGUGUUGGAACCCACGACUCUGCAUAUUAUCUCCUAGGGUGGUGUUGGAACCCAGAUAUUAUCUCCUAGGGUGGUGUUGGAACCCAGAUAUUAUCUCCUAGGGUGGUGUUGGAACCCACGACUCUGCAUUUAAAGGCACUAGAUACAAUUGGUUUUUACUCAAAAUAAUUGUUAGCAUAAAAACUUGCUUGUAAGUUAUCAAUGGAGAUAUGUUGGUAGGAUAAAACAUUGUGAGAAACUGCUUCUUCUGAGGUAUAACGUCGUUUUCGAGAAAUAAGUUAUUUCUCACU